CACACACCUUGUGAAGUGGCCGAGACCGGAACAUAUUUAUAGGCGCGUCAAACUGGCGGCUUGUCAGUCGUGUAUUCUUCGCAAGGCUCGACCACACUUCGCUCGUGUCCAGCACUUCAGUAAUUCCACAGUCUUUCUUCAGCUUCUCAACCCUACGCCCAGCCAUGGCCAACAGAUCAAGAAAUUUCUCUGAAAAAAGCAACAACACCAGCAGAUUAGCUUCCGGUGUAGCUGAUGUGGAGUAUUUUUGGAGCGCUGAACUUAACUCCAGUAAGAAGAGUGUGACCUGGGUCAUCAAGUCUCAGGAACCAGAGGAGGAUGACGAGGACUUUAUCGAGCACACCUUGUUCAUUAAGAUGGCUGUCCUGGGCUCUGAUGCUGUGAAAGGUGAACAGAACAUUAUAACGCUGACCUCAACUGGCGGGGAUGGAGAAGUACAAAAAGGUGUGAUCGCUCACUUGACCCGAGGUGAAAACAGCUCAGCUCUCAUAGAUCUGACCAUAUCUGGCAAAAUCGGCGCGACAUUAACAUUAUCAGAAGGCAGCGGGCCAGUUUGCAUUUCUGGAAACCAACUUUUAGAGUAUCCAAAGGAAGAGGACUAUCUAGACAUGAGCCAGGAUGAAGAAGGCUCUGCAGAAUCUGAAGAAGAAAUGCACGAGGAAGAGGAAGAAGAGGAAGCUGAAACCAAAGGGAAGAAAACGCCAAAGAGAAAAGCUUCCGUGAAAAAUUCUAAAACAAAAAAGGCCAAAGUUGAUGCUGACGACGAUGACGGAGAUGAGGAUGAUGAUGAUGAUGACGAUGACGAUGAAGACGAUGAAGAUUACGAGGAAGAUGUGAAGUCCAAGAGAGGGAAGAAAGGAAAAGUGGAAACGAAGAAAGUUGAAAAGAGCAAACAAGAGAAGGUAAUUAAUGUGCAUUUAUAUUUUUUGUAAGGACAAACCUGAAAUUACCAAGAAGUCUGCCAAAAAACAGAAAAAGUGAAAAGAAUAAUCGAGAACAUUGUCUUUUUGUCAUUUAUUUAUUUCACAUUAGUUCCAAUAAAAUUUGAAUUGAAUAUUGUU
Molecule: messenger RNA, 1061 nt
Organism: Biomphalaria glabrata
Lineage: Eukaryota; Metazoa; Mollusca; Gastropoda; Planorbidae
Product: mitotic apparatus protein p62-like
Exons: 10
Coding region: 165-932 (255 amino acids)
Biological process (GO): chromatin remodeling
Cellular component (GO): nucleolus; cytoplasm; nucleoplasm
Molecular function (GO): chromatin binding; histone binding; RNA binding
Source: RefSeq, a predicted model, not a curated record